AUGGUAAAGUUACAUAAAAUUAAAACACCAAAUGAAAAUUUAAUAAAUUGUAAGAAUGGUCAUAUUAUACAAUUACCUAGUAAAAAUUAUUCAUAUGCAAAUUUUUUAAUAUUUCUUAAAAAUAAUAAUUCAAUCGAUGUUUAUCAUCAUAAAAGUUUUUAUAAUCAAAAAACUAUAAUUUCAGAUGAAUUGUUAGUAAGUCUUAAUUUUUUAAGUAGAAUUAGUGUUGACUCUUUUGAAGUUUUAUUAACAAAAAAUAUUUUAAAAAUUAGUAUUGUAAGUGGUAAUGAAAUUAGAAUUGUUUUUGCUAGUUUACAAGUUGACCCUAUAAUAAAAAUAAGUGAAUUUGAAUCAAUGUUAAUACAUGGAAAAUAUCAGGCGUACAUGAAACAUUCAUUAUUAUUAGAUCAGAACAAACAAACAUUUAUUCUUGGGAUAGGACUUCUUGUAAAAUAUAACAAUAAAUCAUUAUCAACUGGUGACAUGCUAUAUAUGGACCCAAUAGGAAAUAUAGAUAAAGUAGCAAUACAUUAUUCAGGAAGUAAUUGUAAAUUUAUUCAUAUUUAUUUAAAAAAUAUAGCUGAAAUAUGUGAUGAUGGAACAAUUAGAAGUAGAAAAUUUAAUUUAUUUAAGUUAAAAGAGGGAGGCAAUAUAUUAAGUUACACAAACAAAAUAAAUAUAAAGAUAUCUCCCAAUAAGCUUGAAUCAUUUGGAUGGAUAGAAAAUUUUUAUAAGAAAAGAAAUAGAAUUAAUGUGACAAUUGAUAUAUAA
This is a messenger RNA of Strongyloides ratti, 771 nucleotides long. RefSeq lists its product as hypothetical. Lineage: Eukaryota; Metazoa; Nematoda; Chromadorea; Rhabditida; Strongyloididae. Bases 1 to 771 code for a protein of 256 amino acids. The transcript is spliced from 2 exons. The record is from RefSeq and is a predicted model, not a curated record.